AUGAAUGCGGUGAAAUUAUUACCAGACUGCCUGGUGAUCGGCUACGGUGGCGUCGAUGGUCGGCAGUGGGGACAGAUCGCAGGCUCAGGCACUGGCCGCCUUCUCGCGCUUUAUAUCUGUAUGGACGGCUGGGAGCAUCUGCCAUGCACACAGCACGCUUUGCCCUCUGUCACGCUGCUUCCUUUGCCGCUCGUCACCCACAUCCCCAUGGGCGUGAUCCGUGCCUCCGUGCCUUCGCGCCCUCCUGUCGACCGCCGAUCUGGCUAG
Heterobasidion irregulare TC 32-1 is the source of this 267-nucleotide messenger RNA. RefSeq lists its product as uncharacterized. Bases 1 to 267 code for a protein of 88 amino acids. The transcript has 2 exons. The record is from RefSeq and is a predicted model, not a curated record. NCBI's taxonomy places the organism in Eukaryota, Fungi, Basidiomycota, Agaricomycetes, Russulales, Bondarzewiaceae.